AUGGUCAAGACUGCUUGGUUUGAGGUCGAAUGGUCCGACGCGGACCUCGACAAAGCUAGAGCUGAUGCCAAACGCGCUGGAAAAACUCCCCCUCCUCCUCACCGCGGUAGGAUCAACUUCAACCUCUACGACGAUGUAGUCCCCAAGACUGCCGAGAACUUCCGUGCCCUCUGCACCGGCGAGAAGGGCUUUGGCUACAAAGGCAGCUCCUUCCACCGAAUCAUCCCUCAGUUCAUGUUGCAAGGAGGUGAUUUCACUCGAGCAACGUCAGGCACCGGCGGCAAGUCCAUCUACGGUGAGAAGUUUGCCGAUGAGAACUUCAAGAGGAUCCACAACAAGCCAGGAAUCUUGUCCAUGGCCAAUGCUGGUCCUAACACCAACGGCUCCCAAUUCUUCAUCACCACCGUUGUCACCUCGUGGCUGGAUGGCAAGCACGUCGUCUUUGGUGAGGUCGCCGAUGAUUCGAGCAUGGAAAUUGUUCGGAAACUCGAGGGAACCGGUUCUGGGUCUGGCCAGGUUAAGCAUGAGGUGAAGCCUACCAUCGUCGACUGCGGUGCUCCCUAG
Messenger RNA from Fonsecaea monophora, 564 nucleotides. RefSeq names its product peptidyl-prolyl cis-trans isomerase. Lineage: Eukaryota; Fungi; Ascomycota; Eurotiomycetes; Chaetothyriales; Herpotrichiellaceae. The transcript has 4 exons. Gene Ontology annotation, molecular function: peptidyl-prolyl cis-trans isomerase activity. The record is from RefSeq and is a predicted model, not a curated record. The coding region runs from base 1 to 564 and encodes 187 amino acids. Gene Ontology annotation, biological process: protein folding; protein peptidyl-prolyl isomerization.